Molecule: messenger RNA, 1137 nt
Organism: Emiliania huxleyi CCMP1516
Lineage: Eukaryota; Haptophyta; Isochrysidales; Noelaerhabdaceae
Exons: 6
Coding region: 1-1137 (378 amino acids)
Biological process (GO): RNA methylation
Molecular function (GO): methyltransferase activity
Source: RefSeq, a predicted model, not a curated record
AUGGAGGACGCUGGCGAGGACGCUGGCAUUCGCUGGCACGGCGCGGUGGCGUCGCACUUCCCGCCCGCCUUCCGCGCCUUUCUCGAAGCGAACGGCGUGCACGCCGACAACUACUCCGUGGAGGACGUUCCGCGCUACAUCCGCGUCAACCCGCGCUCGGCGCUCACGCAGGAGGAGGUGGAGCGGCAGCUGCCGCGGAGCGAGCCGGUCGGCUGGCUGCCCGGCUACUACAGGCUACCGGCCGACGUCAAGAUUGCCGCCUGCGACGCCUACCGGCGCGGCGACCUCUACGGGAUCGACCUCGCCUCGGGCGCGGCGGUGGCGGCUCUGGGCGUGCUGCCGGGCGAGGCAGUGCUCGACAUGUGCUGCGCGCCGGGCGCAAAGCUCUGUGCGCCAGCGCGCGCGCUGGCAGACGCGCUGCAGCUGAGCGGCUCGGUGACGGGAGUCGACGUCAGCGAGGAGCGGCUUGCUGCGGCCAGGACGCUGUGCCGCAAGUACGGCAUCACGAACGCGCGCCUCUACCUCGCAGACGCGACCGCCUUUGCGGAGCCGCCGCCACUCACCCUCCCCUCCUCCGACGAAGACACUCUCACGAGGGACGCCGCUCCGGCCGCCGCCUCCGCCUCCGCCUCCUCCGCCCGGCUCGCGCGGGCGGCGGCCCUGGCGGAGCGCGCCGCCGCGAGAGGAGGCUGCUUGGGCGACGCGGCGGCGUGCGGCCAGCUGGGCGGGCGGCAAGGAAGGCUGUACGACAAGGUCUUUGGUCUUGGUGGACGCCGAGUGCACGCACGACGGCUCCAUCAAGCACCUCGCAAAGUUCGCACAGUGGGGCUGGGACACUUUCGAGCGGCGAGCGCGCCGCCGCCGCCUCCGAAUACCGGGGCCUCUCCCGCGCCGCCGCGAGGAGCCGCCUCCCCUCGCUGUGCUCUCGUCUACUGCACCUGCAGCUUUGCGCGCGCGCAGAACGAGGACGUUGUCUCGGCCUUCCUCGGCGACGAGCCGGCGGCGAGGCUGGUCGAGGUGGAGUGCCUCGCCGACGCCCCCGCCACGCCGGGGAGCCUGCCCCUCACGCUGCGCUUCGAUCCUCGCCGCUCGCGCACCUCGGCCCUUUUCGUCGCCAAGCUGGAGAGGGUCAGCUGA